Molecule: messenger RNA, 4421 nt
Organism: Homo sapiens (human)
Lineage: Eukaryota; Metazoa; Chordata; Mammalia; Primates; Hominidae
Gene: RAVER2
Product: ribonucleoprotein, PTB binding 2
Exons: 12
Coding region: 99-2174 (691 amino acids)
Cellular component (GO): cytoplasm; nucleus
Molecular function (GO): RNA binding; nucleic acid binding
Source: RefSeq, marked validated
CUCUGCCCGCCUCGCCCUCGCCCGGGCCUCCUCCCGCUUUCUCUCUCCGCUUCCCCUGGAGCCUCCGAGGAGUCCGCAGCCGCUGGGCGCCCGGGAAGAUGGCGGCGGCGGCGGGAGACGGCGGCGGCGAGGGGGGCGCGGGCCUGGGCAGCGCGGCGGGGCUGGGGCCGGGGCCGGGGCUGCGCGGGCAGGGCCCCUCAGCCGAAGCGCACGAGGGCGCCCCGGACCCGAUGCCCGCCGCGCUGCACCCUGAGGAGGUCGCCGCGCGACUGCAGCGGAUGCAGCGGGAGCUGAGCAACCGCAGGAAAAUCCUGGUGAAAAACCUGCCCCAGGACAGCAACUGCCAGGAAGUUCAUGAUUUGUUAAAAGACUAUGACUUAAAAUAUUGUUAUGUGGACAGAAAUAAACGAACAGCUUUUGUUACCUUAUUGAAUGGGGAACAAGCCCAGAACGCAAUUCAGAUGUUUCAUCAAUAUUCUUUUAGAGGAAAAGACUUAAUAGUCCAGCUUCAGCCAACAGAUGCUUUGUUGUGUAUUACCAACGUGCCCAUUUCUUUUACAUCAGAAGAGUUUGAAGAACUUGUUCGUGCUUAUGGAAAUAUUGAGAGAUGUUUUCUGGUCUAUAGUGAAGUUACUGGCCAUUCCAAAGGCUAUGGAUUUGUGGAAUACAUGAAAAAGGACUUUGCUGCAAAGGCUAGACUGGAGCUAUUGGGUAGACAGUUGGGAGCAUCAGCACUCUUUGCACAAUGGAUGGAUGUUAAUCUAUUGGCUUCAGAGCUCAUUCAUUCUAAGUGCCUUUGUAUUGAUAAACUCCCCAGUGACUACAGGGAUUCAGAAGAGCUGUUGCAAAUUUUUUCCAGUGUCCAUAAACCUGUGUUUUGCCAGCUUGCACAGGAUGAAGGUAGUUACGUUGGUGGCUUUGCAGUGGUUGAAUAUAGCACUGCGGAGCAGGCUGAAGAGGUCCAGCAGGCAGCAGACGGUAUGACCAUCAAGGGCAGCAAAGUCCAGGUUUCCUUCUGUGCUCCUGGAGCGCCAGGGCGAAGUACAUUAGCAGCAUUGAUAGCGGCUCAACGUGUGAUGCACAGUAAUCAAAAGGGCUUACUUCCAGAGCCAAAUCCAGUACAAAUUAUGAAAAGUUUAAACAACCCUGCCAUGUUGCAAGUUCUUCUACAGCCCCAGUUAUGUGGACGAGCUGUUAAACCAGCCGUUCUUGGAACACCUCACAGCUUGCCACAUCUGAUGAAUCCAUCCAUCUCUCCUGCAUUUUUACAUUUGAAUAAAGCACAUCAGAGCUCAGUUAUGGGUAAUACUUCUAAUUUAUUCCUUCAGAAUCUUUCUCAUAUACCACUGGCACAACAACAAUUAAUGAAGUUUGAGAAUAUUCAUACUAAUAAUAAACCCGGCUUACUUGGAGAGCCCCCAGCUGUGGUACUUCAGACUGCACUAGGGAUAGGGUCAGUGCUUCCAUUGAAAAAGGAGUUGGGACAUCAUCAUGGAGAAGCACAUAAAACAUCUAGCCUGAUUCCAACUCAAACAACGAUAACAGCUGGAAUGGGCAUGUUACCAUUCUUUCCAAAUCAGCACAUUGCUGGACAGGCUGGGCCAGGGCACAGUAAUACUCAGGAGAAACAGCCAGCCACGGUGGGAAUGGCAGAAGGAAAUUUCUCAGGGUCGCAGCCUUAUCUUCAGAGCUUUCCAAACCUUGCUGCUGGAAGCUUGCUGGUGGGACACCAUAAGCAGCAGCAAAGCCAGCCAAAAGGCACAGAGAUAAGUUCAGGGGCUGCCUCUAAGAAUCAAACUUCACUCUUGGGAGAACCACCAAAAGAAAUUCGGCUCAGUAAAAAUCCAUACUUGAAUUUGGCAAGUGUGUUGCCCAGUGUGUGCUUAUCAUCCCCUGCAAGUAAAACCACUCUUCAUAAGACUGGAAUUGCAAGCAGCAUUCUGGAUGCAAUCUCUCAGGGAAGUGAAUCACAACACGCAUUGGAAAAGUGCAUUGCUUAUUCUCCACCUUUUGGUGAUUAUGCACAGGUGUCAUCUUUAAGAAAUGAAAAGCGAGGCUCAUCAUAUCUCAUCUCUGCCCCAGAAGGUGGUUCAGUGGAAUGUGUUGACCAGCAUUCUCAGGGCACAGGAGCAUAUUACAUGGAAACUUACUUAAAAAAGAAGCGAGUAUACUGAGUUAAGCUCUCUCCUAAUAACCCCCUAAGGUUCUCUGCAGUAUCUCUGCUGUUCAUCGCUGCCUUAACUUCAUUCAAACUAGCCAUAUCCUUUAAAUACGGGUUUAUAGUUUCCCAGAAGGAACUGUGUUGUGCAGCAGGCAGAAAUGCCAAAUAAAAAAUAGCAAUAAGAAGAGACAUCAAUUGAGGACAUUUUCCACUAGAGUCAGAUGCAUCUUAAUCAGUGUGCUAACUUACAAUCCAUUGGAGAAACUAACAAUGUUCCAAUAUUCCUUGAUUUAGGACUGGGAAUAAUUCUGACACCAUAUAUAAAAGAAGUUUGAAGCAAUAAAUGGGAAACAGUGUUGUUUCCUGAGCCUUAGAAGAAUGAGUUUCUUAUAAGCCAAUGUGCAUUUCAAUUUACUUUCCCUAGAAGUAAUUGCAUUUAUAGAUUUUUAGGACUUUUCCUAGAACUACAAGGGUGCAAGUACCAAAUGUGCUGAUGGUAAUAUUAUAAAGAUGCUCUACAUGCACACUCAAUUACGCCCACACCAGCCAUGCAAAAUUAAACCCGGUAAGAGAGUGACAGUGAUAUCCAAGGUAUCCACUACUACCGAUGCUUUAAGAUGUUGUUUACCAUUUAUACCUUCUGUGAAAAAUAGAAGGUAUUUUAAGAAAAGUAACUUUGGUGAUCUAAUAAAAGGGUUUGGCAAACUACACCCUGGGUCCACAUUUGGUCUACCACCCGCUUUUGUGCUGCCUGCAAGCUAAGACUAAUGUUUACAUUUUUAAAUGGUUGGAGGAAAAAAGAAAACUUAUGACAUGAAAUUUAUAUGAAAUUCAGAUUUCAGUGUCCAUAAAUAAACUUUUAUUGGGACGUUGCCAUGCUCAUUCAUUUACGUGUUGUCUGUGGCACUCUUACGCUACAAGGGCAGAACUGAUUAGCUUCAACAGAGACUGUAUGGCCUACAAAGACCAUAUGGCCUAAAAUUUCAAGUAUCUGGCCAUUUAUAUAUAGUUUGCUGAUCCCUGAUCUAAUAGCACUAAUUCUAAUAGCAACUAUUCCUUUCAAUUCACCUAAAGACAGACCUUUAGCCUUUAGACAGACUUGUAAGUGGAAAGGAACAUGGGUUUCUGUGCUCAUUUCAUAGCGUAGACUAGUAAUGAUCUAAUGACUAGAAUGGGGCCUAUUUUGAUCACUAAAUGCCCUAUUAUUUCCACAAUAUAGUAUAGUAAAGCAGUCAAUACUGCACUUUCUGAUGGAGUCUUAAGGAGUCACAGUAUUUAUAACCAUUUUGAGCUAAUAAGCUAUACCUCACUCUCUGCUUUCUCUCUCACUCUUUUUGAUAGUGUGUUAGGGUGAAAAAUCAGUUAUUUAACCCAAUUUACUUGUGAAAGAAGUUUUAUCUUUAUGGACUAUGAUGACUUUUGACAUCACCAUUUCUUGAAGACCUUGGUAUUAAAUGCAUGAGAAACCUUUUGCCAUCUAGAAAUUUCUAAGUUUGUUUAUGUUAUAAGACUGUAAUUAAUUGAUAGGGAAUUUGGGAUCUCAAUCCGGGGCUUUUUGAAAUCAGAUCAUUAAAUAUCUCGUCACUUUGGGGACUUGUUAUUUUUAACUAUGAUGUGGAUAUCCUGUUUUAAUUAUGAAGUCUAGAAUUGGUACAUAUGUUGUAUGCUUUGUAAAGAAUUUCACUUGGUCUAAUUUAUUGCAUAUACUAGCUUCUGUUGGAAAAUGACUGACAGCUAGAAAGUUUAAGGUAAUUUCUAAGUAUACUACCUAUAAGUAACUGAUAAGAAUUAGGCAUCAUUCAGUGAUAUAGCAGAUGACUAAUGGGUUUUUCAGGCCCUGCACUUCUCUUUCCCAUUUUCCUGUUGCAUUCAGCCUCUUCAAUGCUUAGUCACACCUCCACUAUAGUACAAACAAACAAACAAACAGAAGAAAGGAAAGAUGGUGAAUUUUGCAACAGAGCUGCAAAAAGUCAGUCAGUCAAAGCAGGAAGAGGUUGAAGGAACUAAAACAAACAAACAAAGGUGUCUGGACUACAGCACAGUGGACAUGCCAUCCAUACUGGCCUGUGCCCCGUUAUCAAUCACUGGGCACAACAGUGAAGAAGUGCAAAUCAAGUGGUGUUUGUUUGUUUGUUAGUAGUAAGGACCGUAACCCACCCCUUCCUCCCCCCAAAACUAUACUGUUAUUUUUCUAUGUAAGCAAAUUGUUUGAAAUGCUUUGAAAAUGAAAUCUUAAUAUUAAAAGGCAUAUGCAUGUAAA